Molecule: messenger RNA, 2478 nt
Organism: Ciona intestinalis (vase tunicate)
Lineage: Eukaryota; Metazoa; Chordata; Ascidiacea; Phlebobranchia; Cionidae
Source: RefSeq, a predicted model, not a curated record
GAAGAAAUACUAAAAGUUGUUUUAUUUCAUACCCAACACAGGUUUAAGUAAUUGUAUUUGAUUGUAUAAGUUAACAAGGUACCAAUGGCUCCCAAGAAUCUAAAGAUUUGGCGAAUUGAGGACUUCGAGAUGGUGGAGCAACCGAAGUCGUCAUACGGUUAUUUCUUUACUGGUGAUUCGUAUUUGGUGAUGAACGAGUACAAGGACAGUGAUGGAAAUACUGCUUAUGACCUUCAUAUGUGGAUAGGAAGUAAGAGCAGUCAAGAUGAAUACGGAUCUUGUGCUUUUCACGCUGUUAAGUUAGAUGAUGAAUAUGGUGGAGUUCCCGUACAACACCGAGAGACUGAAGGUUACGAAUCCUCUCUUUUCAUGGGCUACUUCAAACCAGCAAUCAAGUAUCAGGAAGGCGGAGUGGCAUCAGGGUUCAAUCAUGUGGAGAUUAAUGAUUAUAGUUCUGUAAAGAGGUUACUGUGGGUCCGGGGAAGACGACAUGUGAGGGCCAAUGUCGUCCCAUUGGCAUGGUCCAGCUUAAACAAAUCUGAUUGUUUCGUGUUAGACAUGGGAAAUACCAUCUACACAUGGAACGGACCGAAAUGCAACAGGUUUGAAGCAUUACAAGCAACUGUUGUCGCCAAUGAUGUACGAAGCAACGAACGUGCUGGGAAGGCGAAGGUUAAGAAACUGAACACGACGAAACAGCUCGAGGAAUUCCUUGGGCCUAUGGUUGGUUCAAUUGCUGAAGGAGAACCGGAGCCUUCUCGUGGAUCCCAUAAUGCAAAGUCUAUUAGCAGCUGCAAGCUCUUUAAGGUGUCUGACGACAGUGGGACAAUGGUAACAACACUGGUUUCAGAUAAAACGCCAUUCAAGCAAUCAAUGCUGGAUGGUGGUAACGUUUACAUCAUCAGUAAUAAAGAUGCUGCGCAGAUCUUCGUAUGGAAAGGCAAAAGUGCUUCGAAAGAGGAAAGGCAGGAAGCAAUGAAGAACGCAUCGGAGUUUAUCAAACAGGAAGGUCUACCAAGUCAUGCCAAUAUCACAGUAAUGUCACAAUUCUCGGAGACGCCACUUUUCAAAAUGAUGUUUGACGAUUGGCAAGCAAUCAACGCACAGAAGGGACUUGGUGAGAUUUGGUCGAUGAAUAAGAUUGCUAAAGUAGCGAAGGUAGACUUCGAUGCUAGUACCCUCCACAUAAGACCAGAUCUUGCUGCGAAACACCAACUUCCUGAUAAUGGAAGCGGGGAAGUAAAGAUUUGGCGUGUUGAAGGCAGUGAUAAAGCGCUUGUACCAAAAAGCACACAUGGCCAAUUCUACGGAGGAGAUUGCUACAUUGUCCUUUAUUCCUACCAACCUCGUGGUCGACAAGAAUACAUCAUCUAUUACUGGAUUGGAUCAAAGGCGACAGCUGAUGAAGUGACUGCUCUUCCUAUUCUAACGAUCAAAACGGACGAGGAAGAAUGUGCAGGAGCCGCAACACAGGUGAGAGUAAUGCAAAACAAGGAACCGCCCCAUAUGAUGAUGUUAUUCGGGGGGAAGCCAAUGAUAAUUUAUGAAGGUGGAACGUCCAGAUCUGGAGGCCAAACAGAAGCUGCAAGCACCAGAUUAUUCCACGUGAGAUCCGGUUUCACUGAGAGAUGCAGGGCGAUUGAAGUGGAAGCGAAAUGUUCUUCACUGAACUCGAACGAUUCGUUCCUUCUCAUUACGCCUACUGGCAGUUAUGCAUGGGCGGGGUUAGGAGCUUCUGAUGCUGAAAAGCGUGAAUGCAGAGAACUUGCCCGAUCGCUUGGUGCUGCAACACCCAAGGACGUAGACGAAGGAUCCGAACCGGAUGAAUUCUUUGAUAUUCUUGGUGGGAAAAUGGAUUACCCUAACCAACCUAGAACUGAGAACGAUCUUGUUCCGCCUCGUUUAUUCGAAGGUUCUGAUGCGAGCGGUAACUUUGUAGUCGAGGAAGUGGUCGGUGAAUGGAGUCAAGACGAUCUAAACACAGAUAACGUGAUGAUGUUGGACGCGUGGAGUGGGGUGUAUUUAUGGAUGGGUCAAGAUUCGAGCGCAAACGAGCAGGAAAAGUCUCAACAGGCAGCUGAGGAUUAUUUGAAUUCUGAUCCAAGUUCCAGAGACAGCUCGACCCCAGUUUACAAGAUACAGCAAGGCAAUGAACCGAUGUCUUUCAAGGGAUUUUUCCAGGGCUGGGAUCACCAAUUGUGGGCAAACUAAGACGCCGUCACUGCUGCCCGGUUUCUUCCAUCUGUAUAUAUUCUCAACGCUGUGUUUAAUUCAUACCAUUAGCAAUGCCUGAAAUAAAUACACACACACUCGUGCACUCUUUACUGUUCGGAAGUACCUUUUUAUUUGUACGUGGACUUAUAUGUAAACAGUUUCUGUUAUGUAACCCAAAAGCAUGAAUCAUAUUCUGUUUCGUAUAUACUGUUAUUGUUCUGCUAUAAUCCAUUUUGUUAUUAAACCAUAUUCAUCGUAUACUUA